GUUCAAUGUGCACAUUUUGUGCACAUAGAGGCGCUGAUGGAUGAAAACACCUAACGCUACGAGGCAUUUAAAUUCGCCGUUUUCAGGCGGUUGCCUGUCGUCACAUGGCAUAACGGUGGCGGUCUCUUUCCAGGAAGAGUGUUGGCGCGUAACAUUACAAUUGUUUUUCGCACUCGUUAUACUCGGCUGUUCCUGAUCCUGACGACGAUUCUAUCACGUGACGCGUCGAGUUCACCGCAAAUCUUGAUUUCUUUAGAGGUCUACAUUUUCGACGACGCGAUGGCAGCGAAACCGCCGAAAAGAGCACCAAAAAAGAAAGGAGGUUAUCAAAUGCCCGAGCCGAUACGGGCAGGAGAGAUUCUCAGAGACAUAUCGAAGGGCGAAUGGAUCCUCGGCGAGUCAAUUGGCGUCGGCGGUUUUGGGGAGGUUUAUUCGGCUGCACCGUAUACUGGAAAAGUUCCCAAAGACAACAAAGAUUAUCCUAAUGUCAUAAAAAUUGAACCACAUGGAAAUGGCCCAUUAUUUGUAGAAAUGCAUUUUUACAUGAGAAACUGUAAAUCUGAUGAAAUUGCUACAUGGCAGAAAAAGAAGAAACUUACUACACUCGGAAUUCCUAGAUAUAUUGCUUCUGGUAGUCAUGAAUAUAAAAAUACAAAAUAUCGAUUUUUAGUAAUAGAUCGAUAUGGACAAAAUUUAUGGAAAAUAUUUGAGGAAAACAGACAGUUUCCAGAACACAUUGUAUAUAAAUUAACUUUACAAAUAAUAGAUAUAUUGGAAUACAUUCAUCAUAAAAACUAUGUACACGCUGAUAUUAAAGGAGAAAAUUUGUUAUUAGACUGGAAAUCUUAUGAUCAAGUCUAUUUAGUCGAUUUUGGUUUAGCUUCUCGCAUUACAUCCAGCACUGAAUUAAAAGUUGACCCAAAGAAGGCGCACAAUGGCACUUUACAAUACACGAGUAGAGAUGCUCACAUGGGAGUACCAACACGUCGUGGUGAUAUUGAAGUUUUGAGUUAUAAUAUGAUUAUGUGGUUAUGUGGUUCUUUACCGUGGGAAAAGUUACUUGAUCCAUCUACCGUUCAGAAAGAAAAAGAAAAAGCUUUCAAUAAUAUAGAUAAUUUUCUGAAUAAGUGUUUUCAAGGAUCUGCUCCACAGGCUGUCCACAAAUUCAUGGUUUUAUUAGCCAGUAUGAAAUUUAAUGAGAUACCAUCUUACGACAAAUUGAAGGAAACUUUAAUAACUGGUUUAAAGAACUUGGGUCAUAAACCAGAUGGAAAAUUAAAAUUAAACAGCAUUGUAUCAACUAAACAAAUCAUUCCUAAAGAUACUCCGAAAAAAAUAAAGAAACCGCAAGAAAUGAAGAAGAUAAAUGGAGUGAGAAAGAGUCCCCGAAAGAAAGAUGUAGAUGUUCCGAGUUCUAUAAAAGACUCAAGAAAAAGUACCGUAGGUAUUGUAAUUGACAAGAAGCGUGGUAAUCUAAAGGAUAUUCAAAAAGCAUUAAAUGAAAUGGAUUCUGAUGAUGAAUAUGAUAUUCAAAUUCUUAAAAAAGCAAAAAAAACAGACUCUACUGAAAGAGUAAGUACAACAGUGAAGAAUACAAUUCCAUCACAUAGAAAAAAAGCUUCAGUCGAUUCAGUCGUAGAUACUGAAGAUAAUUCUGAUAUAGAGCCGUUACGAAAACGUUUAAAUAAAACGCGACAAAAAAAGCUAAUCACAAGCAAAGUAAAACGAAAGAUCAAAUCUUUAGACGAUUCAGAAACUACUUCUGAAACUGAGAUUGUAUCAAAAGGAACAAAGUCAAGACCAGCUGGGAGAAAUAAAGUAACCACAAGUAGGUUACAGUCCAAUAAAGUAAUAUCCAAGAAUGAAAGUCUGUCAGACGAAGAUAUAUUCGACUAGAAAUAGUUUCAUAAAGAAAAUUAUAGUAAAGUACAAUUAUUGUGGUAUUUGUACUACAAAACAUUAUAUAACUUGCAUUUAUACAUUACACGCUUUUGUACAUGGCCUCUAAUGCAUUUGAUACUAAUAAUCACUAAUACAAUAUCAUUUACAACAUGUUGAGCAUGACAAUAAUGACGAUAGUGACGACAUUUCAGAUUUUGUAUAUAUGUGAAUAGUUUCCAAAAGUAAAAAAAUUCGAAACAACAUUGUUAUAAGUAGUUAUAAAAACUAUUUCUGGUACUUUUUACGUUAUACUUCAUAUUUUUUAAUAAAAUAAAAUGUUGAAUGCACAUUGUUGAACCAUGUUUAUUUUUGUAUGUGCCGAAAUACAGAGCACUUAAAAUACCGUGAUAAUAAAUAAUAAAAUGUUUCAUUGU
Molecule: messenger RNA, 2315 nt
Organism: Monomorium pharaonis (pharaoh ant)
Lineage: Eukaryota; Metazoa; Arthropoda; Insecta; Hymenoptera; Formicidae
Product: serine/threonine-protein kinase VRK1-like
Exons: 8
Coding region: 280-1896 (538 amino acids)
Biological process (GO): peptidyl-serine phosphorylation; signal transduction
Cellular component (GO): cytoplasm; nucleus
Molecular function (GO): ATP binding; protein serine/threonine kinase activity
Source: RefSeq, a predicted model, not a curated record